This is a messenger RNA of Doryrhamphus excisus (bluestripe pipefish), 1385 nucleotides long. It is a transcript of the gene znf414, whose product is annotated as zinc finger protein 414. The record is from RefSeq and is a predicted model, not a curated record. NCBI's taxonomy places the organism in Eukaryota, Metazoa, Chordata, Actinopteri, Syngnathiformes, Syngnathidae.
ACAACAAAGAAGCAGGCAUCAUCAUACGAUCUUGUUUUAUUGGCGUUGCAUCGCAAGAAACAUGUCGCAUGUUCAGACCGGUGCCGAAAAUGUAAUUAAAGGUUAGUUUCCGACAAGCAUGUGUGUAAUGUUAUGCGGAAACAGAAUGAUGUGUCCAUUGCACGGAUGUAAACGUGUGUACACAGACGCCACUGCUUUGGAGAGUCACGUAAAGGACCACGCAAUCCCUGCCCAGUCUCUUAAUGGUAAAGUCCUCCUCUGCUCCACCGUUGGCUGCAGCUGCUCCUUCCCUAAUAUGCAGAAACUGAUGGAACACAUCAGACUUCAUCAUAAACCCAACUUAUUCUUCAUGUGUGAAAAUUGCCGCACAAAGUUGAGAUCGUACCGUGGGCUCCUGACUCACCUCCACACCUGUUCCAAAGUUCCACGAGGGAAAAUCAAGCCCACAGAGCAGACACCCCUUCAAGCAGGUCUAAAUACGCCAGCCCAUCCAAACCCACCUCAGUUGGAGGCAAUGUCCACGCCGUGCCAAACGACCGCUGCCCACGUCCCCAACCCUGACAGCUCUUUGGCUGAUAGCACCUCACCCCCCGUCCUCGUUCCACAAUUCACAUUGAGCCAAGAGACUUUCAGGGGCGGUAGUGGACUCGGAGAAGAACCCAAGUCAACCACUCAUCCCGUUCAAGCAAACCAAUGAACGAGCCCACCUGUAAAAGUGAAGCUUUCUUGUCAGGAAAUCAGUUUAAUGGAGCUUUUCUCAAUUUUUCAUAUCUAUUGUGCUGGACUAAAAUCACAAAUCUAAACUGAAGUAUAGAAAGUAUAAAUAUUAAGUUGAACCUUUAUAUUUCAUUAGAAGAAAAAAAAAACUGUAAACCCAUCAGGACAAAAAAAGUUAAAUUUUUUAAAUUAUUUUUAUUUCUAUUAGAAUGAGAUGUUAGAAGCACUUGACUAAAGUCAUACACUAAUAUACCAACAACCAACCUCAUUCCAUCGUCGUCAUAAUAAUAAUAAUACCACCCCCCCCCCCCAUGCCAAGCCCCUGCAUCAAUGUUUAGACAUCACGUGUUUUAACAAAAAAAAAACAUUAUUGAAUGAUAAUUGUAGAGGAAUAAUGUGUGAAAAGAACAUGAAGGAAAGCAGUUACAUGGUGUCAAUAACUUGUUGGUCCAUCCACUAUUUAGUGUCACAUUCCGCAGUCCCACUCUUAAUUGAAACACAAAGUUUGUAUUUUGCAAUUCACAUAAAACAGGAAACAAGUGCACACACACGAAGAAUCAGACUAGUAUUCCCCCCAGAUGAGAUGCGGUUGCUUUUCUUCUCAGUCGAUGGUUUGAUGCUUUUUAAUAAAAUCUUUUUUGAUGAAUGGCAUAUGUCUUUCCUGCUGG